This is a messenger RNA of Physella acuta, 1035 nucleotides long. RefSeq names its product acetylcholine receptor subunit beta-like 1. Gene Ontology annotation, cellular component: membrane. Gene Ontology annotation, molecular function: transmembrane signaling receptor activity; extracellular ligand-gated monoatomic ion channel activity. Gene Ontology annotation, biological process: monoatomic ion transmembrane transport. Lineage: Eukaryota; Metazoa; Mollusca; Gastropoda; Physidae. The record is from RefSeq and is a predicted model, not a curated record.
AUGGGUCUACUCAGGAUACAAAGCAGCUUGAUCUAUAUUUUGAUAUUCUGCCAUAUUUAUCACGUGGUCACACCUCAGACGUACACCAACGUGACGUCCAUCUUUAACGAUAAAAUCAACAACAGCGGCUACAACCCGCAAGUCCGGCCGCUGGUUAACCAGUCCCAGACCAUCUUUGUCGACGUCUGGUUCGAACUGGUUUCCAUUGUGGAGGUCAAUGACGUGGCCCAGAGUUUCACCUGCAACGGGUUCCUGCUGUUUGGAUGGAUGGACGAGCUAAUUGUCUGGAACCCAUACGUUUACGGGGGACAUACAUUGAUUCACCCACUACCUGAACAGAUCUGGAGACCUAUGGUGCUGCUGCUCAAUACAUUGGAUAAACGAGAGCUGUUUAAAGACAAAAAGUCACCAGUGUUCAUCUACAAUACAGGGGGUGCCACCUGGGCCCCGGGCAGUGUGUUCCCAGUCUCCUGUCAGCUGACCAUGACCAACUACCCGUUCGAUCAACAGGAAUGUGUCAUCAAUAUGACAGCUUUGACAUUAACUAGUGAGGAAAUGCAGUUCACGAGUACAGAACCUACGAUCAGCACUUCAUAUUACACACUACACGGGGAAUGGGAUUUACUCGCAGCUACUAUCAGUACAUUUAACUUAUCGACACGCUACGUUAAGGUCCCGGGAUUUCAGCUGAAGUUUACACUGAAAAGACGGCCGAUAUUUUUGAUCGUCAACAUUAUACUGCCUGUCGUGUUCUUGUCAUUCCUCAACAUACUCGUCUUUAUCAUUCCUGUUGAGUCAGGGGAGAAAAUCGGCUACGGUAUCACCGUACUGCUGGCACUGUCCGUGUUUAUGUGUAUUGUGAUGGGGAUGUUGCCCAGGUCAUCACGGUCCAUGCCCAACGUCACCAUCUACCUCUUCAUCUUACUCAUCAUCUCCAUGUUGACCGUCAUCGAUAGUAUCGUCAUCGUCUACCUCUCUCAUAGGGAGGAGGUGCGUGCUUGUAUCUGGGCAAUAGAACAAUACUCACUCUACUAA